AUGUACCGCCAGUGUCUCGCGUUUAUCUCGGCAGUUAUUCUUAGUGAGGUCAAACGCGACUCACAUUUUCCUUUUUUUUUAAAAAUAUUUUUUUCAGACAAUUUUUUUAAUUAUAUGGUAUUUUAAUGGUUUAGUUGAAUGAUAGAAGUAUAAAAAAAAAGAUCUUUUUUUUCUACUUUUUUAAAAAUUUUACCUUGGUUAAUUUCGCCCUAAAAACGGACUAUACCUUCUUUUUUCAGCUUUUUCUACACGACGGUACGAAAAAUUCUUCAAGUUCCUCGAUAUUCGCUACAGUCGAAUUGUCUCAUUUUCAUGUAAGAUUUGAAAAAAAAAUGAAAAGGUUCAUGGUAAAACAAAAUUGAGUUUCGAAGCAUUAUUGAAUCGGGCAAAGGCGGAAUGGUGAAGAAUGGCUGCUAAAAGGGAGAGGCUCAGAAAAAGUCGCAGAAAGGCAGAAAAAAGGCAGCAAAAAGGCCGCAAAAAGGCAGCGAAAAGGUAGCAAAGAGGGUACCUUUAUCGAGCCUUCCAUUUUUAGGGCAUAAGGGCCGAUAGAAUGGCGUAAAAGGGCAGCAGAAAGGGAGCCUUCAUCACCCUAAAAGGAACAUUUCUAUGGUCUUUUAUGGACCCUCGGAGGGUCCUUCCGCCUUUGCCUAUGUUGAGGCUUAAGCUUAUAGUUCUUAAAUUCUUGAAUUCUUCUUUUUUUCGGGUUACUGUAUUCAAAAAAAGUACGUAUUAUAGUAAACUAUGUUAUGGGAAAUUUUUUUAGUGGCCACUAUAGAGGUUCUGAAUUUAGUGGCCACUUCAGUAGUCUUCAUCCAGUAUUCCUUCCAGUAAUUCUGAUAAUUUUAAAACAAACAGAUGAGACCAGUUAUGUUGAUCCAUUGACCCCUAAAGUGGCCACUAAUUUGACUACUAUAGUGCCACUAAAACUUCGAAACCAUAAAGUGGCCACUAAAAAUUUUCUCACUUGUGUAGUUUCUUUUUAACUUACAAAUUUUGUACUGAAGGUUCUAAUUUCCUUUUUAUUUAUUCAUCUUUUUUGACAUUUCCCUUUUUUCACUUUUCAGAUAUCCGUGCCCAAGAAGGUCUACAUUAUCAUACCUUUAAGUGAUUUUUCUAUAUUUUCCCAGUUUUAAGUGAAUAUCCGAUUUUUCUCCCUUCUCUAGGCUUCUUUUAGGCAAUAGAAAACGAUUAUUCGAAUUUUUGGAUUACUGUAUCCAAUUUGUCUGCAAUUUGUCGAUUUGGGGUACGGUAUGCAAUGAUUUCAGUCAUUUUCCCGGAGCUCGAGUGGAUUUGGAAGCAUUUGUACCGGUUCACACAGCUCUGUCAGUACGAGGCUCCGUUGGUUAACGGCCUUUCCGAUGUGUUCGUUUUUUACAGAUUCUUUUGAAAAUCCUCUUUUCGUGGAUUUCUCUUUACGUCUAGAACGUUCUAUCCAACAAAACCGUCCGCAGAUUUUUUUUCUAGAUACGAUCGAAGAAAAUCGGGUGAAGCCGCUGAUAGCAUGGAUCUACUGAAAUUGCUCCUGAACAAGGAGAAUAAUGAAGAAAAGGUAAAUUUUUGGACGAUUACGGUAGAUUACUGUAGUACGAGUGGUUACUGAAUAAAGUAUUAACAAUAGCUUCGGUGCAAAAACGUCGAAAUUAUUUUGUUUGAACUUUUGAUAGAGAAGAGAAACAGGGAAGUUAAAGAAAUUAAAUAAUUUUUUUUUAAAGCCGCUGGAAUUACAUGACCGCACUGGGAUUGGCUCGGAAGCCUCAAAAUGGCCUAUUUUAACGAAUUUUUAGUUUUUCUUUGACUUUUCUUGGUCUUUUCUCAAAAAAUAGAGAGCUGGGCAGGGAAAGACUAGUACAUCAAGGAGCGUUCUGAACAAUUUUCAGGAAAAUUCCAAUCGCAAAGUAAAAUUACCUCCCUUGUCUUUGGUUCGGAUCCUGAGGACUUUCACGCUCUUUUUUUGGCUUUUUAUGGAAAUUUCGAAUUUUGCACACUAUUAACUGUACUUCGGAGAAGAAAUAAUAAUCCAGAAGCAAGAAUUUGUUUAUUAAGUUUACUUUAACAUCAUAUUUUUUUCUUUCAAAAAAAGCUCUUUUUCCUACAAUUUUCUUUACAAAACUUAGCUCUCUGAACUUUCAGCCCCUCACAAAGCAACAAGUCGUCGAGAACUGCUUCGCCUUCCUUCUCGCCGGCUACGAGACAACCAGUACGGCCCUCACUUUCUGCACCUAUCUUCUGGCCAAACAUCAGGAUGUUCAAAGAAAGUUGUACGAGGAGAUCGCGGCGACCAAGGAGGAAAAGGUUUUUUUGUUCAUAUUUAUUUUAAAGCUUGGGCUGCGCCGUAGCGCAACAGGUUGUGUGCCUGACUAAGGUCCACAGGGUCACGAGUUCGAUCCCCGCCUCGACCCAACCAAGGGGUUUAAGAAAUGUUGGUAGUGGGAAACCACGACUUCAAAAUCCCCAGCCGUCACACACAAGGACGAUUAUGUCACUAGAGCCAGUCCACUGAUUAUCACUGACAUCAAAAUAAACCCCCCCCCCUCGUAGGACUAGGACCACCCCGCUCAAGCGGUACAAAGGCGUGGGAGGAAGAUGAAGAUGAUUGAUUUAUUUUGAAGCUUGACAAAUUUUAUUCAUUAUUAUUUGAACAGAGCAAAAGCCCUUUUUGGGAUUGAGAAAAAUUUUUUUCCAAAAUUUUUUUAACAAGGAGAGUUAGGAACAUUGAGCGAUUUUUGAAAAGUUCAUUCUCAGCGUUGGAUUUCAUAUCAUCAGAUAGAUAGGACAUUCAAAAAGACGAAAAUUUUUGAUUUUUGAAAGAAUAUUGACGUUGAGCCGAGUUACAAUGAUUUUAGUGACAGCCAGACGGUGAAAAAAAUCGAAAAAAAAGUUCGAGAAAAUUUUUUCCUCCAUUUUUUCUUGUUUAAACUGUCCAAUAUCAAAUUAAUCAAUCUCAAAAAAAUUGAUCAUAUGAAGGUAUAAAUACACAUUGAAAUCAAGUGAAUAAUAAACGCCGACAAAAAGAAAGCGAAAAUCUUUUUUCCAUUCCAAAAGAAUUUUUUGAAGAGUUUCGCCGUUUUUUAUAUUUCAUUCUUCUCUGAAAACCGAAAAGUAACUGUUAAAAAAACAAGAAAACCCGAUUUCAAAACUAUAAAUAAAUAUCUAUCCACAAAAAAAUAAUGAUAUCACGUCCAUCAGAAAUUAUCCUGAAGUGAAAAAAAUGACCUUUUUUUCUUUCAAGAAUGAAGGUCGUUAUAUGUUUCUGAACUAUAUGAAAUGAUUAUCAUUUGAAUGAAAUUUGAUCAGUUUUUCUCUUUCUUCUUGAUAAAAAAACAAAACCAAAAAACCAAAUUCGUUUUUUUUAAAAAAACAGUGAAAAAUAGCCUUGUUUUUACAAGGAAGGUUUCAUUUUUUUGAGGUUUUUUUGAAAAUUGGCCACACUUCUCGAAAAAAACCAGAGAAAAAAAUAUUUCAAUCUUUCAGAUAUGAAAAAAAGUUUAAAAAAAUCAUAUCUCGGCUCGAAAUGUUAAGAAUCGGCUAAAAACAAAAUUUUUUUAACGUCCUCAACGGGUUUUCUUUCAUAUAAAAAUUAUUUGAUACCCUCAAAACCCCAUAUGAUCUUGAAAAUAUUGAUUUUUCCAUCUCUCUCUGGGGUCAAUUUAGUCAUUCUAGACUUCAAAAAGUCAUAUCUCGGCUCAAAAAAUUCAUAAUCGGGUAAAAUAAAAGUUUUAAACGUUCUCAGAGGGUAUUCUUUCAUAUUAAACCAUCUGGUAUCCUUAAAAACACAUAGGAUUUUUGAAGUAUCGUUUUUUCCUUGCCCUGGGUCAAUUUUUUCAUUCUAGACUUCGAAAAUUCAUAUCUCGGCUCAAAAUUUUCAGAAUCGGGUAAAAUAAAAGUUUUUACGUUUUUGCGGGGUUCUCUUUCAUAUGAAAUUAUCAGAGACGCUUAAGAACCGAUAAGUUUCUUCAAAUACCAAUUUCGCCUUACGACUCCUGAAAGCUAGAGAAAACUCCCAAAACCAGUGAAAAUCGGCCAUUUUGGGCUUUGAACCUUUUUUUUGGAAAAAAACUAAGAUUUUUCAAAGGUUUAAACUUUCAGAAUUUCCACCUGGUAAACUAGAAAAGUUUGAAAAAAUCCCCCAACGGAAAGUAAAAUUACCUCCUUUUCCAGAAAAAUGUUUUAUCUUGUUUAAUUUCUGUGAUAGAGCCAGAAUAAAACGGAAAAAGGCUUAUUUUAACUCAAGGAAAAAAUUGCAAAGAAUUUUUUGAAGCGAUAUAAAAUUAAAUUUGCAGGGUCUCAAUUUCGACACGAUCCAUUCGAUGAAAUAUCUUGAUGCCGUGUUCAAGGAAAGCUUGAGGAUGUAUCCUCCAGUUAUUCAGUAAGUUCAAUUUUCAACUAAUUCGAAAAAAAAAGAGAAAAAUCAGAGAAAUUCAGUCAGAUUUUUGGGAAAAUCGACAAAAACUCCCUCCGGAUCCGAUCCAAAGACCCUACAAUUCAAAAAGAGACCUUUUAGCCUUUCGGCCAAACUUACAUUUUUUUCGCAGUUUUAAAUGUGAAUAUUAACCUGCAAAACCGAGAAUUGCAACAAUUACAAAAAAAAAAAAAUUCAAAAUGCGCACUUUUGCAAAAUUCACAAGAUUACUCAACACAAAAAAACGAUAAAAAAAUCAAAAAAAUUUCUGCGUAACAUUAAAUCGAAGAACGUCCGGACACGAUUAAAUAAUAAGAAAACAAAAAAUAAUCAUUAACAAAUUAAAAAAUCGAGAAAAUUUAUCAACAAGAUAUUGACAUAAUUUCAAGGAGUAUUCAAAACUCAUUUCACCGUUUCUAGACUUUAUAUAAAAGAAUGAUUAAUUCUCGUUUCAAUAGAUAAGUGAAUAUACAAAUCAUCACUUAAUAAAUAAAUUCUUGCCUCUGAAUUUUUAUUUCUUCUCCGAAUUACAGUUAACAAAGUGAAAAAUCAAGAAUCUCCCAAAAAGGAGCCGAAAAAGCAAAAAACAUCCUCAGGAUCCGAACCAAAGACUCUUACAAGGGAGGUAAUUUUACAUUUUCCUGAAAAUUGUUCAGAACACUCCUUGAUGUACUGGAAGAAGAUUCUAAGAGUCUCAACCUGCCCAACUCUCUAAUUUUUGAGAAAAGACGCCUCAAAGUAGAAGAAAACCCUCAAAAUCCAUAAACAUAAGCUGUUUUAAGCUCUUAGUUUUGGAAAAAUAGGAAGUCGUGCAGGUUGAGAAUUUCAGGAUCUUCUUCUGGUACAUCAAGAGGUGUUCUGGCCGGUUUUCAGAAAUUCCCAACCGCAAAGUAAAAUCAUUUUCCUGUUAGUUCCAAAACUGAUUUUUUAUUAUAGGUGAUAUUAUAAAAAAUGACAUAAAUUUUCGUUAAAAAGAUCCGAACCAAAGACCCUAAGUUUUGGAAUUUUGCUCUUUAACCGUAAGACUAAAGCUAUCUUUCUACAAAAGUGUAGUUUAUAAAAUUUGAAAUUUUUAUUUUUGUUAAACCACAUAAAUUUCCAUUGAAAAAGGAAAAAUAGCAAAAAUCCUCGACAGGAUCCGAACCAAAGACCCUCCAUUCCUCAAAAACCUCCUUGACCAUUCAGCUUCGUCAACCGCGUCUGCCUCGAGGACAUAACGAUUAAUGGACAAUUCAUCCCUAAGGGGACCUUUGUGGCAGUCCUACCGUAUACCGUACACAUGAACGAGGAAAAUUGGCCCAGGGCCAAGGAAUUCAUUCCGGAAAGGUUUGACCAUACUACAUACACGCUUCAAGAUGCUCCAUCAUGAAAAAAUAACUUUAUUUUAUAAUAAGAUGGAUAUUAUAUGUUCAAAAAUCCAGAAAAAGGGUUGAAAAUUGAAAAUUGGUCGCACUGAGAAUGGUUCGAGGGAUCGCGCCCGACCAGAUACGACUUUCGCGCUGCGAUAUAUAUAUCUCCUCUUUAACUAUCUCUCACCCUCAAAAACUCUCAAAUUGGUUGCAUUUGGAAUGACUUUUCGUCGCCUAAUCGAAGAUAAAUAUCAAAAUGAACUUUUCCAGUAAGGUUAGACAAGACUACAUACGUUUCAAUAACUUUAUUUGUGAAGAAUAAAAUUCAUCAGAUAAUCCUGUCUCAAACUACAUUGGAUAAAAAAAAAUUGAAAAAAGCCAUUUUGGGCUGAAAAAAAAAUGUUUCGUUUCUUAUUUUCGACUUUUUGAGCGUUUUCAGGUCACACUUGAAAUGGAUUUUUGGCGCGAAAUUCGAAAUUCGUCUCUAGAAAUUCCAAAAUUGUCCAUUUGGCCGCACUGGGAAUGGCUUUUGCCGCCGAAUCUCGAUUUGCAUGACUUUGCCUGAGACGAGAGAGAGCUUAGAGUUCAGAGAACUUGUUGUCCCCGCAAAAAAAAAUAGUCCAGCGCGCAAGUAACUUUUGGUCGGUUGCAACUCCGAAAUUGCAAUUUUCUUAUGGAAUUCUCAUCAAAACCAUCUCUUAUGAUAUCUUGUUUCAGAUUCCUCGACUGGAACGACAAGGGGUCACUUAAGUGGAUUCCUUUCGGGGUUGGCCCUCGUUUCUGUGUCGGCAUGAGGUUUGCCGAAAUGGAGUUCAAAAUGUCCCUUGCGAGGCUGAUUGAACGAUUCGAAUUAAAAUUACCGGAAAAUGCACAGGUAAGGUCCAAAAAAAGUUCAAAAAUGAGAUAAAUUCACUUGAAAGUUCCUGCGACCGACUUGAAGUGACUUACGACCGUUUGUAUUUUUCAUAGGAGAAAAAUAGGCUUUUCUUAGUGAAAAUCGAUUGCCACAAGACCUUAAAAAAAAGAAAACUUUCAACUUUUUUCAAAUCGACAUUCUUUUGGAUUAUCCUUGGAGCACACAAGAAUUUCAUUUCGUAGCUAUUUUUUUCAAUAUGUUUACCCCCUUUUUCGGAUGACUGAGAAUACUGAAGCUAGUACAUAAACUUUAGAUUUACUUCUUGAAACAGUAAAAUUGAAAAAAGCUCAAUUUUCCAGGAAAUGAUCCCGAUGGUCAACGGCGUCAUUAUGCGGCCCAAGGACCCGGUCAAUGUCAUUUUGAAUAAAAGGUCUUGA
Caenorhabditis auriculariae is the source of this 7041-nucleotide messenger RNA. NCBI's taxonomy places the organism in Eukaryota, Metazoa, Nematoda, Chromadorea, Rhabditida, Rhabditidae. The record is from the annotation of a GenBank genome assembly.